Messenger RNA from Moneuplotes crassus, 373 nucleotides. Lineage: Eukaryota; Ciliophora; Spirotrichea; Euplotida; Euplotidae. The record is from the annotation of a GenBank genome assembly.
UUUUCACUCAAUAUGUCACUUUCUAGGGGUUUGCCUUUGAUUUCAGAAGGUUGCUGACAUGACUUAGAAGCAGCGUUGAUAAGCUGGCAUAGGUAUGCGACCUUCAUGACUAUAGCACUGGCAGACUCUGAUAAAUACUGCUUAAUGUUGAUUUAUAAUAUGAAUAUCUUAUUCUUUACCAGAGUUGGGCAUUUCAGGUUAUAUUCUCGCUAAUCACACCAUAUACAUUAAUAAUCCUUCCUCGUGACCAUUCCAGAACCUCUGCAUGAACAGACACUGUAGGAGCCCCUUCUUCUGUGAUAACCGGAGAUAAUUAAGAAGAAAGGCUGAGCUCUGGCUGUCACAGUAGGAAUAGUAGAAGGUGGAUUUAGGA